AUGGCAGAUACCGUGGGACAGAACGCCCAUGGAUAUGACCAUGAUAACUUGCGCCAUGUGGUCAUCACAUCAACGUGCUUUGCCUUCAUCCUGUCUACCACUGCAGUCGGGUUCCGAAUCAUUUCUCGAGCCAUCAAUGGAAACGGUCUUUUCCUAGAUGAUUGGUUCAUUCUUCUGGCACUGGUCUUUGAAUAUGGCAUAUCAAUAGCCGGAGUUGUUUUACUUUACAAUGGAUUAGGGACCCAUAUUGGCGAGGUCACUCCUGAGCAACUUGUGACUUAUUUGAAGACACUCUUUACCGGCUCGAUCCUCUACACAUGCUGCAUUCUUUUCAUUAAAUUAUCCAUUCUCGCUCUCUACCGACGACUAUUCCCCAUCAAGAGCAUGAAGGUAGCCGUGAAUGUCACAUCCCUCAUCGUGAUAUUGUGGGCCGCCUGCGGCAUUCUCGCUGGAUGCUUCACUUGCAUCCCAACCGAGAAAUUAUGGAACCCUAUGAUCGAAGGAGGUUGCAUGAAUCUCUCAAAGUUUUACUAUGGUCUCCAGAUUCCCAACAUUGCGACUGACGCAAUCAUUCUCGUGAUGCCCAUGCCCGUUGUCUGGAAACUUCCCAUUUCCAAGGCACAGAAGAUGGGUCUUUCGGCUAUUUUUGUCCUGGGACUAUUGACUCUCGCUUUUGAUAUAGUCAGACUGGUUGUUCUCAUCGAACUCGCCUCAGCGGGUGCCGACGUUACUUACAACCAAGUCCCAGCGAGUGUGUGGACGUGCAUCGAGCCCGCAGUUGGAAUCGUCGCAGCCUGCCUUGCAAACAUGCGCCCCUUGUUCAAGCUCAUGCACACUAAAGUCUGGUCCAGGAUUUCCAGUCGCUACGCCACCAACUCCAACAACUCCAGCGGAUCCCAGAUCAACGAAAAAGCGAGCUGGCCGCGUCGCACCCCGAGCCCUCAAGCUGAACACAACCACAGUGUUCCUUCCAGUCCAAGCACUAGCGACUCUCAUUCAUCACCUUUGGACCAGUCACCUACCCACAACCAGUCCGCUGUUUGA
Molecule: messenger RNA, 1044 nt
Organism: Penicillium brevicompactum
Lineage: Eukaryota; Fungi; Ascomycota; Eurotiomycetes; Eurotiales; Aspergillaceae
Exons: 6
Coding region: 1-1044 (347 amino acids)
Source: RefSeq, a predicted model, not a curated record